AUGGCGGAAGCUCAAGCGCCCCAGGAUGCGCCGUUCAACUCGGUCGUGAUUGAAGCUUUGGUCGUCAUGAAGAUUGUCAAGCACGGCUCCUCGACCUUCCCGACCGUCGCUACCGGUGCGACCGUUGGCCUCGACCGCAACGGCGUCCUCGAGAUCACCAACUCGUUCCCCUUCCCCACCGUCGACGUCUCCAACUCCGACUCUCACCAGAACAACGACGCCUCCGCCCAGGCGUCAGCUGCGCCGAGGCAAAAGUCCAACAUUGUUUACCAGAGCGACAUGAUCAAGCACCUGAAGGAGGUCAACGUCGAUGCCAACAACGUCGGCUGGUACACGAGCGCCACCAUGAGCAACUUUGUCAACCUCAGCUUCAUCGAGAACCAGUAUCACUACCAGAAGGACAACGACAAGACGGUCGCCCUCGUGCACGACGUCAGCCGCAGCUCCCAGGGCUCCCUGAGCCUGCGCGCCUUCAAGCUUUCCGCCAGCUUCAUGGCGGCGUACAAGGAGGGCAAGUUCACGACGGAGAGCCUGCAAAAGUCCAAGCUCUCUUUCAAGGAUAUCCUCCAGGAGUUCCCCGUCACCGUCCACAACACGCACCUCCUCACAACCUUCCUUCACCAGAUCCCCCAGGCGCCCCAGGCCGACGCGCUCGAGCACCCGACGUCUGUUGGCGAGCUGCGCGACGACCCUUCGAGGCAGCCCCUGUACCCUUCGGUCGACAACCUCGACCUCUCUAUUGACCCGUUCCUCGAGAAGACGUGCGACCUGCUCCUGGAGAGCAUUGACGCGCACUACAACGAGGUCAACAACUACCAGUUCUACCAGCGCCAACUCGGACGCGAGCAGGCCAAGAUUUCGCAGUGGCAGGCGAAGCGCAAGGCGGAGAACGCGCAGCGGGUGGUGGCCAAGCAGGCCCCCCUUCCGGAGGACGAGUGGCAGCGGCUGUUCAAGCUGCCCCAGGAGCCCAGCCGCCUCGAGGGCAUGCUCAACGCGAAGCAGGUCGAGCAGUACAGCAAGCAGGUUGACGGGUUCACGGCCAACAUUACAACCAAGAUGUUCGCCGUGCGGGAGAACCUCAUCCCCAAGCGUGCUUGA
Verticillium dahliae VdLs.17 is the source of this 1098-nucleotide messenger RNA. RefSeq names its product eukaryotic translation initiation factor 3 subunit H. Gene Ontology annotation, molecular function: protein binding; translation initiation factor activity; metallopeptidase activity. Bases 1 to 1098 code for a protein of 365 amino acids. The transcript is spliced from 3 exons. Gene Ontology annotation, cellular component: cytoplasm; eukaryotic 43S preinitiation complex; cytosol. Lineage: Eukaryota; Fungi; Ascomycota; Sordariomycetes; Glomerellales; Plectosphaerellaceae. The record is from RefSeq and is a predicted model, not a curated record.